AAUUGGAUUUGUAGAUUCAAGGUUAAGGUCUUGUAUAUAAAUAUAUAUAUAUUUAUAUAUACCAUUGUGAUAUGUUCUAAUUAAUAAUUAUGAAAUUUAGGUUGUUCAUAAAAUAAUUAUUGGUUCUCAAGGAUCACUCUCGCAAUCAAGCUAGAUUCUCCACAUUCGAGAGAUUCUUAGAAACAAACAAGGAACAUUAGGAAAUAAUGUCUCCAAGAAGAUCAGUUCGAAUCAACGGUAAUAGAAACAUCCACGUGGACGCAACUCCAGCACCCGCAAGGGGCGGAGGCCGAGGUGAUGGUCGACGCGGAGGCCGACGUGGAGGCCAAAGCGGUAGGGGAGGUAGACAAGGAGCAUCGGUAGCACCGGUAGAUGAAGUGGCACUCGAACAACAACAAGCACCUCCCAAUGCUCAAGCUGAGAUACUCCGAGAAAACGCUCGUAUACGUGAGGAGCUAACUCAAGAAAUUGCAAGGCUACGAGCUCAGAAUGAGGAGUUACGCCGGAAUCAAAAUCCACCUGCUAGACACCUAGCUCUUCAACCAGCUGCAGUGAAUCCAGAACCAAUACAACGUUUUGAACCUGUGUACGAGCGAUUCAGGAAACAACAACCACCAAUAUUCAAUGGGAGCUCGGACUCACUUGAAGCUGAGGAAUGGUUGCGCUCAGUGGAGUCCAUAUUGGAAUAUAUGGACCUCAAUGAUAGGGAAAGAGUAUCUGUCUUUUGCCCGACCUACUUAAAAAGGAUGCACGGAUCUGGUGGGAAGUAG
Cannabis sativa is the source of this 770-nucleotide messenger RNA. RefSeq lists its product as uncharacterized. The coding region runs from base 207 to 770 and encodes 187 amino acids. The record is from RefSeq and is a predicted model, not a curated record. The transcript has 2 exons. Lineage: Eukaryota; Viridiplantae; Streptophyta; Magnoliopsida; Rosales; Cannabaceae.